AUGGCCUCUAAAGGUUCAGGGAGUCUUCCAAGUUUUAUCUCCGGGUACUAUGGACCAAAUUCCAGCAGUUCAAGAGCCUUUGAAAGCUUGGUGAGAGCUAUCGGAGAAGCAAAGUCGAAACAGGCGAGUGCAUUACAUCAUUUUGGUCCUUUGCAUGCUGAUUGAAAGUAAGAAAUAAGUUAUCUAAGUUUAAUUUUCAAUCCUCACUACCGCUCAAGUAGAAAAAUGUUGCAGACUUCUUUGUUGCAGAUGCACUAUUUCUGUGAUGCUAAGUGUACGUGAAAGUCAAAUUGGCGUGACAGUGCUCAGUUUUACAUUUCCAGAGUAAUUUUUGUCACUGCUCCUCUGGAAUUUGUAUUUCAGUAGGAAAGAAUCAGAUACUUCAAGUAAUUUGUAAAGAGGUUGAAAGUGUAUUCGGCCACUAACCGUUGCAGCUUUUGUUUUCCUUUGAAGAUCAUUUAAGUGAAAAAUGAAACAAGUGAAUUUAUUGAGGCUCUCCUUGUUUAGGAAGAGGACAGAAUCGCCAGGAAAGAACUUGCUGUAUUAAAAGAGAAAUUAAUUCAACCAGACACUUCAGCGGUAAGUUAGUUCCGUUUUUAUUUACGUGUUGAUGAAAUUUACUGGACUACAUGAAACCAUACUUUGAAUUUACAUAAUGUAAGCUUACAGGUGUAAGUCCAAGAGAGAAAUCACAAAAAAUCCAUUAAUGGGAUGCUUCAACAUUAUGAAUUAAAUGAAUCUCUACUAUGUGGUGUUUUUCUUUAGAAGCAAAUGCGAGAGUAUCUUGUGCGUCUUAUCUACUGUGAAAUGCUGGGUCAUGAUGUAUCCAUUGGUUACAUUGAAGCCAUCAAGUUUGCGCAGCAGUCAAACCUUUUGUACAAGAGGGUUGGUAAGCAACAAGUUUGUGUACCUAAAAGAGAGAGUGAAUUUUAGCAAGUGAGUGAAAUGUAAAAAUAAUUAGCCACAAUCCUGUAGUCUUUAGGUCAGAGGGAAGCUUAUUUAACAGGUUAUUUAAACCUCGGAGUCUUCAAUGGUAAAACUUAGCCUCUACUCUACAUAUACAACAAUACCCCAUCCCACUCUUUUUUUUCUUUUAAUCCCUAUCUGUUCUUUAUACAUUUUGUAUAGUUCUAUUAUUGUUCUCUAUACAUUUCAUAUAGUUCUAUUACUGUUUGCUAUGCAUUUCCUAUGGUGUUAAUACUGUUCUCUAUACAUUUCCUAUUACUGUUCUCUAUACAUUUCCUAUUACUGUUUGCUAUGCAUUUCCUAUGGUGUUAAUACUGUUCUCUAUACAUUUCCUAUGGUGUUAAUACUGUUCUCUAUACAUUUCCUAUGGUGUUAAUACUGUUCUCUAUACUUUUCCUAUUACUGUUCUCUAUACAUUUCCUAUUACUGUUUGCUAUGCAUUUCCUAUGGUGUUAAUACUGUUCUCUAUACAUUUCCUAUGGUGUUAAUACUGUUCUCUAUACAUUUCCUAUGACCUGUUAAUACUGUUCUCUAUACAUUUCCUAUGGUGUUAAUACUGUUCUCUAUACAUUUCCUAUGGUGUUAAUACUGUUCUCUAUACAUUUCCUAUGGUGUUGAUACUGUUCUCUAUACAUUUCCUAUGGCUUUAAUACUGUUCUCUAUACAUUUCCUAUGGUAUGAUACUGUUCUCUAUACAUUUCCUAUGGUGUUAAUACUGUUCUCUAUACAUUUCCUAUGGUGUUAACACUGUUCUCUAUACAUUUCCUAUGGUGUUAAUACUGUUCUCUAUACAUUUCCUAUGGUGUUAAUACUGUCCUCUAUACAUUUCCUAUGACCUGUUAAUACUGUUCUCUAUACAUUUCCUAUGGUGUUAAUACUGUUCUCUAUACAUUUCCUAUGGUGUUAAUACUGUUCUCUAUACAUUUCCUAUGGUGUUAAUACUGUUCUCUAUACAUUUCCUAUGGUGUUGAUACUGUUCUCUAUACAUUUCCUAUGGUGUUAAUACUGUUCUCUAUACAUUUCCUAUGGUGUUAAUACUGUUCUCUAUACAUUUCCUAUGGUGUUGAUACUGUUCUCUAUACAUUUCCUAUGGUGUUAAUACUGUUCUCUAAAAAGUAUACAUUUCUUAUGGUGUUAAUACUGUUCUCUAUACAUUUCCUAUGGUGUUAAUGCUGUUCUCUAUACAUUUCUUAUGGUGUUAAUACUGUUCUCUUUACAUUUCCUAUGGUGUUGAUACUGUUCUUUAUACAUUUCCUAUGGUAUUAAUACUGUUCUCUAUACAUUUCUCAUGGUGUUAAUACUGUUCUCUAUAUAUUUCCUAUGGUGUUAAUACUGUUCUCUAUACAUUUCCUAUGGUGUUGAUACUGUUCUCUAUACAUUUCCUAUGGUGUUGAUACUGUUCUCUAUACAUUUCCUAUGGUGUUAAUACUGUUCUCUAUACAUUUCCUAUGGUGUUGAUACUGUUCUCUAUACAUUUCCUAUGGUGUUAAUACUGUUCUCUAUACAUUUCCUAUGGUGUUAAUACUGUUCUCUAUACAUUUCCUAUGGUGUUGAUACUGUUCUCUAUACAUUUCCUAUGGUGUUAAUACUGUUCUCUAUACAUUUCCUAUGGUGUUAAUACUGUUCUCUAUACAUUUCCUAUGGUGUUAAUACUGUUCUCUAUACAUUUCCUAUGGUGUUAAUACUGUUCUCUAUACAUUUCCUAUGGUGUUAAUACUGUUCUCUAUACAUUUCCUAUGGUGUUAAUACUGUUCUCUAUACAUUUCCUAUGGUGUUAAUACUGUUCUCUAUACAUUUCCUAUGGUGUUAAUACUGUUCUCUAUACAUUUCCUAUGGUGUUAAUACUGUUCUCUAUACAUUUCCUAUGGUGUUGAUACUGUUCUCUAUACAUUUCCUAUGGUGUUAAUACUGUUCUCUAUACAUUUCCUAUGGUGUUAAUACUGUUCUCUAUAUAUUUCCUAUGGUGUUGAUACUGUUCUCUAUACAUUUCCUAUGGUGUUAAUACUGUUCUCUAUACAUUUCCUAUGGUGUUAAUACUGUUCUCUAUACAUUUCCUAUGGUGUUGAUACUGUUCUCUAUACAUUUCCUAUGGUAUUAAUACUGUUCUCUAUACAUUUCUCAUGGUGUUAAUACUGUUCUCUAUAUAUUUCCUAUGGUGUUAAUACUGUUCUCUAUACAUUUCCUAUGGUGUUGAUACUGUUCUCUAUACAUUUCCUAUGGUGUUGAUACUGUUCUCUAUACAUUUCCUAUGGUGUUAAUACUGUUCUCUAUACAUUUCCUAUGGUGUUAAUACUGUUCUCUAUACAUUUCCUAUGGUGUUAAUACUGUUCUCUAUACAUUUCCUAUGGUGUUAAUACUGUUCUCUAUACAUUUCCUAUGGUGUUAAUACUGUUCUCUAUAUAUUUCCUAUGGUGUUAAUACUGUUCUCUAUACAUUUUGCGUGUUAUUACAGGUUACCUAGCUGUAUCGCUGUUUCUCCAUGAAAACCAUGAACUUAUUGUAUUGCUGAUCAACACAAUCCAAAAGGUUUGUGUCAUGGUUUACAUGUAUCCGUGUUACUUGAAACAACAGCCUUGAGUGCUAAUACAGAGCACUUACAAGUAAAUGUCUGCACUAUGUUAAUUUAACUGUUUUGCGAUUGCCAUUGAGGUAAAAAGUAUGCAUGUGACAUUUCCUCAUAAUUCUGUUACUGAUAUGAAUAUACUGGCCAGGUGCAUUUGUCAACAUUGAUAUCACUGAUUUCAAAGUUUGUGACUCUCCUUUAGAAAUUUUAUGGAUAGUGGAUCAUCUGACAACAAUAUGUAUAAAAAAAAGUUACUUAUGCUUAUUCAUUCAAAACUGCACUUGAAAUCAUGUGCAUUUUGGUACCUGUAUACCAAUGCUAGUCUCCCUUCAGGUUGUGAAAACAUCAUUCAGCACAAGUUAGAGUGCUCAAGUUGUGAAAAUGUCACUCACUACUACACUGUAGUUCUGAUCAAGUUGUUGAAUCAAGGGUCAUUUCUACCAAUAACUGUCCUCUACAAGACUUUAAUCUCACAGGGACAAUCAAGCUUUAUAGUGAAGUGGUUGAGUUAAUACUUGGUGCAUAUUUUCAGGAAAGGCAUAACAUAAUUUUCAUGAUUAGUCAACUAAAUUACUAAUUUGAUAUAAUCUACCAUAUUAGUAGCAUAUUUAACUAGUCAUUAUGUAUAUGGAGAAAUUACAACCAUUUUAAAUUCAAGUUAGUAUAUUGUAUUUGUAUUUUUAGGAUCUGCACAGUACAAAUGUUGCAGAAGUGUGCUAUGCACUUACAGUUCUAUGUAAGUUGAUUAACAAAGACAUGAUGCCUGCCUUGCUUCCACAAGUCCUAGAACUGGUUCAGAAUAAAAGGUUUGUAUUGAAUGUCAAGUUUGUGUGCAGCAUGUAGUUAACACAAACUUAACAGAAUUUUGAUUUAUAAUUGUAUUGUAACUGUUUAUCUAGUGUGAGGUGAAACUGCAUAAUGUGGAUUGGCAGAGACAGUGUGCAUUGUUUUUUUUGUAAUCUAAUAUUUUCCAUAUUAGCGAAUGACUUCUCAUCAGAAGCUUUAUGUAUUUAUCAUUAAGAGGCUGCAACUGGUGAAAUAGGCCUUUUUUAUCCAAAUCUUAUUGAAAGAGAGAUAUUAGUGAGAGGCCAUACAUGUUCUGUUUUUUUAACAGAUGCUACUGACAAUGAAAUUAUUUUCAAGUGAAGACAUUGUCUUUCAUUUACUGAUAGAGAUAUUAUACGGAAGAAAGCAGUGAUGGCAUUACAGAAUCUGCACAGGAAAAAUCCCUCAGCUAUUCCUAAUGUGAAAGAGCUUGCCAUGAAAGCUAUUUGUGACAAAGAUCCUGGUGUGGUGUCAUCUUCACUGCAUGUCUUCUAUGAAUUGGUCAAGGUAUGUUGGAGAAGGGGCUACAGUGGUAAAGAUUGAGACAGACUAACAUAGAGAACAUUUUGUAGCAACUUGUCUCAGUUUUGAGCUGACUUUGGUUGUAACACCUCAAAGGCAUUUAAAAGUUUUACUUAUGCAUAGCACUCAUACACAUACACAGGUCGGAAUUUUUUUUUUUUCAAAACAAUGCAAAAGAAAGCAAGCAGACUGUGUAGAGUAACAAAAGCAAAAACACACUCAAGACAUGCGAUUUGACAUGUGGUUUUUUUUGUGCAAAAUGCAAAAAACGUCAAGGUUUUGCAUGUGUGUUGGCCAUCUACCUCUGAGUUGUACCUCAUUGUAUACACAAAUUUAAACCAGUUUAAAGUGUGAGACUUGUCUUAGGGGUAAAUCUUGUCACCUUCACAAAUACUGUAUUUUCAAAGCACUUUAACAAAAAACUUUGACAAAACAGCAUCAGCAAGUUACUUGUCAUCCUGUCAGGUCAACCCUUCUGGAUACAAGGACCUUGUGUCAGGGUUUAUCAGCCUACAGAAGGCUGUACUAGAAGGAAAAAUUGCAAAAGAGUAUGAUUAUCAUGGAGUAGCAGCACCUUGGAUUCAGAUGAAGAAUUUGCGACUGAUGGCAUUGCUUGGAGCAGAUGAUCAAAAGUAGGUCUUUAUGCAUUAACAGUGUAAGUAGCCUGCAGCUGUGUGGCCAUUGAUAAUUAAAGUUAAAAAUUGGCUCAGUUUUAGAAGAGAGGUUAUCAAUAAAUUUGAGAAGUAAGAGUUGAAGCAUGGAAGUAAAAAAAGGGAGCAAAAGAUUUUUGAAAAAAGAAGACAAGAAAAAUGAUGGAGAGGGAAGAAUAUGGUAUGAUAUUGUUGGUGGUUAAUUGAAGCAUUCCACUUCAUUACUGAAUUUAAUCUGACAGAAAAUGAAAAAAAUGUUGGGUGAAUGUCAUACUGAGAGUAAGAUCAAAAAUAAGGGGGUUGAUAUAUGCGGUUCCUACUAUUACAGACUGAAAAAUCUAUAGGUUAGGAUUUGUAGUAUUCCCUGUUUUCAAAGUAAGUGACUUUACAUGUGAGUAACACACUUGAUAUAUUUUAUGAAGCAACUGACCAAAGCAACUUUCUCAAGACUUUACUUAUAAUAAUUAUAAGUUAUAAAUAAAUUAUUUAUUUUGAUUUUUUUCCAAAAGAUAUGUUUUCAAAAUUCGAGUUGCCAAACUCAAAGUGUGGCUUAUCUGCUCUUGUGGCUUACUUGCUGGUGUUUACAGUAUGUUGUAUUUAGGAAAAAAUUAUAAUUUUACACAUGCUUUAUAGUUUUUCUUUUAUGUUGUUUUAGAUUUUUCCUCCAAUUGAUAAGUUCUUUUUUUUCCCUCUAGAACUAGCAAGAAAUUGUACCCAAUAUUAGGAUCCACUCUGUCAAAGCUACAUACCAACUCUCUCAUAAGUUAUGGUAAGCUAAUCUAGAGAAGUUAAUAUCUCAUAACUGACCUCUGAGAAGUGAGCACUUUGAAAUGCUAAUUUCUUGUUUUGUUCCUUCAGCUGUGGCCUACGAGUGUACAAGGACAAUAACAAGCAUUUAUCCCGACAAGAGUUUGAUUGAUAAGGCCGGUAAAUGUGUUGGAUUGUUUCUUGUAGCAAAAACAAAUGAUAUCAAAUACCUUGGUAAGUUAUUCGAUUUAAUGAAAUAUUCUUUGAUUUUAACUGAAAGCCUUAUUUUCAGCGCUGCUUAAGUGGUGUUUAGUACUUCCAAGGUCGCUUUCAUAUUCAUAUCUUAAACCUUUAACUCCCAGAAGUGAUUAACAUGAACCUGGGGUCAAAUUCCAUACAGGCCUCAAUUUCUUUUCUCACGCUUUUUUUUUUUCACUACUGUUUAAGUAGUGUUUAUUACCGCGAAGAUCGCCUUUAUGUUCAUUCAUUUAUGUUUGUUGGUUACACGGCCUUGGAUCCGGCUGACGUGAUAAACAAAAAGAAGAUGGGAGUGUAUUCGAAGAUGGCUGCGGAAAAUUAUGGUUUUUGUGAAUGUAGCAUUUUGUUUGUCAAUAUUGAACUUAAGCCCUAAGACAGAUCUCCUUUAGUGCGUGACAGAUUCAACAGGGAAAGAGGAGAAUUAUGCUCAUUGUCUAUAGGUUUAUUUGCUCUGUUUCACAGGCAUAAACAUUCUAACUUCCCUAAUCCAAAUGGGAAGUGGUUUUGUCAUGGAGCCGUCUUACCAGCGCAUUGUUAUUGACUGCCUUGACGACCCUGAUGAGACGCUGAAAAGAAAGGUAUACUGCUCAUGAGGAAGUUGUAACUUCAAAUUCUUGAAACUCAUUUGCAAAAACAAAAAAAAAAACAAAAAAAAAAACACACACACACAACAACUGGCGGGUAGAAUCGGGAGUUCAAGGGAAAAGGUAGAGCGAGGAAUGGAAUGAAGUACUGUUUGUUAUUUCAAUGCUAAAAUCCACCAGAACUCAUUACUGAUAACUACAUCGUAUCAAUAAUUCGGUAUUCAGUCGUUUCGUACCAACGGUCGUUUCGUACCCGACGUCAGUCGAAUCGUAACCAGUUUGAGUCGGUUCGUACCCAUCCCAACAUACAUUCAUUCGAAAUACCUGCAGAUGUCGAUUUUUGUUUGGGAUGAAUUAGUAGAGUCAAGCAAGAUACAAGCGAAAUUCUGUUGUAUAUACUUAUGACCUUCUAAAAAAUGUAUAUUUGUUUUCUUUCUAGACUUUGGAUCUCUUAUGCCAUAUCACAAAUGCGUCAAACGUUGAAACAGUUUGCGAGAAACUGUUAUCUUAUUUAAAGUCAACAACAGAUUCAUAUUUCAGAACAGAAUUGGUGGACAGGAUAACAGAGCUUGCUGAAAGAUAUCCUUUUAAACCACAGUGAACCAGUCACCUUUAAUUUCUUUAGCGUGCCAAAUUUUUAAGUUAAGAGAAAUGUAACGAAGGAACUAAAAAAUGAACUUUGUGUCGCGUUGUAGAGAGAAAUCCGUAUUUAUUACGGUUAAUGUAGUUUGACGAUGUAAAAAAGAUAGGAUUGGGUUAACCGCAACGAGGUCAUUAUAGAAUUGUUGGUUACUUUCUUGUUUGAGCGGCCCUGUGAUCUGAGUGGUUCUUUAGGUUAUAUAAUAAAUACCUGAAGGUGUCUGAUUAUCAUUACAAAUGAUUUGUACUUCCGUAAAGCACCGGAGGUACUAAUCGGAAGGCCGUAGGUUCGGCUCCUAUUGUGAGAAUUCGGAAUUCGUUUGUCAUUCGCUGAAUAACAUCGUCUUUCAGUCUGUGUUGUAUCCUUGACACUACUCACAUAUGCGCCGGACAAUACAUGGUUUAUCCUGACCAUCAAUGAAGUGUUUGAACUUGGUGGAUCUCUGGUCAGAGAGGGCGUGGCACACAACUUGAUGCGUCUUCUAGCGGAAGGUAUGCCAUGCUCUAAAUAAACAUAAUCUUAACACUUGUAUGCACAUCUAAAACCUGUUUUAACUUGUAAUGACUGUUAUUGCGGGGAUUAUGGGAGAAACAAUAAAAGCAACAACGUUCACGAUAACAUGGAACAACGUUGGCUCUUUGUGUAGUAGUGUUCAACCGUUUACCGAGAAGCCACGUUCAAGCCUCGUUGAAUUUUGAAUCUGAAGGGUCUUUUUUAUGGAAAAUGCUUAUGUACAGUACCUCAGCUUUUCUCUCACGUUUCUCUUUGCAGGGAAUGAAGACGAAGAAGCAGACAAUGAAAUGCGUCGAUUUGCAGUGCUUAGCUACAUUGACCUACUUGAAAAACCUGUUUUACCAGAUAUUCUAGUUUGGAUUAUUUGCUGGGUGAGUUUGAUUACAAGACUACACUUAUGUUGCAUGUUGCUGUCUUGCAGCUUACGAUUGGUUGUUUUCAGUCACAAAUGACGAACGUUGUCAACAGAGAAGGCAGAGUACAAGAAAGUGUCAGCGACCGAUUCACGAUUGGUGUUAGAUUGGUAUCUUUUUUUUUUACUUUUUUAAGCUGAGCGAUUUUGAGUUGAGAUUUUUUUUAAGUGAAGAGAUGGUCGAAAGUGUUUUCCGAUCAAAUGCACAGCGAAGUAACGCAGAACGUUAUGUGUAGUCCCAGGUUUCUUUCGAAAAUGAAAAACUUUCAUUACUUGAGAUUUGCAAAUUUCUGUGAGUUCCUAAUCAGUCAAAGUCUAAAUGGUGAAGUGUCCAAAUGAAUGUAAUUAUCGUAUUGUAUGACUUAAGGUAUCUUAUUUGAUUGAAUCGUUGUUGGGUUUAAAAAUGUAUGCUGUUCCCCUGAAGGUGCUGGGUGAAUAUUCUUACACGGCUCCGGACUAUGAACCGGCAUUCGUACUUGAGCAGCUGUUCUCUUUGAUGGAGAGGAAGUUUGAAGGUAAAACCAGACUGAUUUUUGCUCUUAAAACUAUUGUACGCUCAAAUUUCAGAGAUCGUAGACUCGUAUUGUGAUUUGCGCUAAGGGAUAUUUAGCGCUUUCCUUGUUUGACAUCGGUUUGACGUUACUGUUGGCUCAGACCCUCGUAUCAAUUAAUUGUUCAUAUAGCAGUUACAACAUGUUAAGACAUUGCUUGAUUGAUGUAGAUCCCAGCACUAAAGCUUGGAUUGUGACCGCUGUUGGAAAACUGACGUCGCAGAUUGGACAGAUGCAUGCUGCUACAAGAGAUAUGUUAGAAAAACACAUGGGUGGUGUGGAUGUUGAACUCAGACAGGUUGGUAUAUGAUUCACUGGAAGCUUUCUUGUGAGGUACAGUGUAGCACUAUGUGUCCUGUGUGACUCUCUUGCGCAAGUACUGUUUAGCUUUAGUUUAUUCAUGGUGUUCAGAACUCUUGUGACACUAACCAUUCGAAACUGAAUCUUACGAAGACCCGGCAUCCUCAACUUUUCCUAGAUUUUGGAGUCAGUAUUCCCUCAGAAAUUCAGAGAUCGAACGUGUUUUCUUUUGUUGUUUUGUUCUUCACUGAGCAAUUUGUUUUGCACAUAUAUUUUCUCUUAGCGUUGUUCGGAGAUUCAAGAGCUUUCUCAAAACACAUUCCUUAUGCAAAGCGUUCUUCCCAUUGAUGGCUGCUGUGAGGAUCUGGAGGUGAGUCGUGUAGUAUUUACAAUUAUGAUAAAUUAAGGAGAAACAUUCUUGGUUACCAUCUAUUGCUUUAAUAUUAGAAGAACAUUGAUUUCCACAUUGAGCAAACUCGCCUUGCUAAAUGUUAAGAACCACCGGCACAGAAUAGCCAGUAUAGAACCAAACAGGACGAGCAGCUUUACCGACAGAUAGAAACCAAACAAUCAAUAUCGACGCGAACAACCAAUUAGGCAAACAAAAAAAUGACCAAAUAUUUUUGACGAACAAGACUUUGAACACUUUUCUGUCAAACACCUUUUCAGUGGGCCGUGAUAUUGACUUCCGCUGUCGAAACAUUAGUCACUCUAUUUACUACUUUGCCCGCGCUCAGACCUUUUCAUGAUCGAAGAAUAUUUAAUAUACAGCAAUGUUUACCAAAUGUCCGAAUUACUAAAUGUUAAACACAUUCAUGUCAGCUUUUUUUGUCUUCUUUUUCGCGUAAUUUGUUCGUUUCAUUGAAAAUUUCAGGUAGACGAGUCACUGUCUUUCUUGGAUGAUGUAGUAUCGGAAGCUCUUUCCAAAGGAGCUUCUCCAUACAAAGCCGUAAGCGAACGAAGGACAGACGCAAGAAUUAAAGGUUUGCACGGCAUAGUGUACUCAAAAAGAUUAGUUAACUUUCAGUUAUGCUUUGUUAUAGCGGUUUAGAUUGGGAUCAGCUUGGAAAAAAAAUUGUAAACGCACUCUAAUUUAAUCUUAAUUAUAAUAUGUGCUGAAGAGUGGUCAUAGAUAAGCGUUAGAGUCAUCUUUCUUUUUGUGCGUGCUGUAGAUGUUUCUGAGUCAGAGCCAACUCUUAAAUUCACACCUUACGAGAAUCCCAUGGAACAGCCAAGGAAACCGCCAGCAGAACCUGUUGUAAGCACCGCAACACAGAAGAAAACCAAGCCAAGAAACAAGGAAACUAAAAUGAAAGAUACAGCUCUCUCGCAGGUCAAGGAAGUGCCUCCUACAAGUACCAAACUCUUUGCCGGACAGGCUGUUUGGGGGCCUGGGGGCUACACAAGAGAUCGUGCUCAGUCUGGAUCCGUGGAGUCUAGUAGUAAAUCUGACUCGUCGUCGCGGAGCUCGGGGUCUGACAGACAAAUAGCUCCCAGGAGUCAAGCUGAGGUGAGAUUUUGUUUGCGCCUUUUUUGCCAUGAUAGUUCCCUUUGUAAGUUCUAUUUUAUCGACUGAUUGUCUAUGUGACUACGACAUGUUCUAAGGGUUUGAAACAUGUUGAAAUCCUCUUCACUUUGUGGUUGGAAUUUCCGUAUUCCGACUGGUAAUGUUUACAUUAUUUGCCUCGGCAUUAAAUUUUGGACGUACAGCAACAGAAUUACUCUAAAUACCUUCAAAUAAAGCUUCAAAUAAAUUAAAUAAAACUACGACAGAACCUCUCACAUUGAAAUCAAAACCAGGAAAUCAUACUACCUCAAUUUUAAAUUAGCUAAUAUGGAUUAAUGGCACAAUCCAAAAAAAAAAAUCAAGUCUUGCCCCUAUCCUUAUAUGGCCCCAAUAUAAGGAAAAGAAAAGGAAGUUCAUAUGUUGUUUUUUGACCACCAUGUACUUGUGUUUUUUCUUUGAAUGCAGCUGUUAGUUUCCAUUUAUUGUUUGUUUGCAACACUACUCUCUGAUUAAUUAAACUACUUAUUGAGUUGCGGUCGGAACCUUUUUAUUUUGUUUUAAAAUAAUUUACUUUGAAAUUACUUACGGAGCGAGAGCUUUAAACAAGAAGAGAUUGGGACGAGACAGGUUGACGAGAGGGAGAUAAACCAGAGAUAAACCAGUUUUCAAACUGUGCCGUUUAUGAGCCAAGAUAAAACAGUGCUUUCUAACUUUGCAAUCGAUUUACCCAUCAAAAACCUGGUUUGACCGGUUUAAUUUUCCUAGGUUAGCUCUGCUUCUCCUGUGACUCGUCACGAAGAUGUUCGUAAACAGCAACUGGCUGCGCAGCUCUUCAGUGGUGUCACAGAGAAACCACGUUUAUCUUCAGGAAGGGGUCUUGUCAAUAAAAUCACUAAAACUCAAGGCAAACCAAGGACAUCAGCUGCUGAUCCUGGAUUGUCUUCAGCAAACGGUAGAGCGAUUUACUCAUCUGAAACAAGUUUAAAAGCUCCUGAUAAAUCAAAUAUGGACCUACUCCUUGAUGUUGAAAACAGCGAUGUUUGUGAUGUUGCAAAAGACGACUCUUCUUCCCUCGAGAAUGAUCUUAUUUCGUCUUUAAACGAUACAGAAGACAAGCCAUCUUCACGUGACGAAGUUAGGUCAUGGUAUUCCCAAGAGGCAGUCGAUUCAGACUCUUUCUUGGUUGUAACCCAAAGAGAGCAAGAGGAUUGUCAUAAAGCUGUCCAAAAGGUAUGUUGUUGGCUCACACAUAUUUUCUUUAGCUAAUGGUUUUUUUAAAAAGUUUUCAAAGAGUGUUAAGCAAGCAGUAUAUCGUAACUUUUGGUUUUUAUUAACGUCAAUUAGCCGCUCUAGACUCGACAACAUGUUGAAUGCUUUUUCUCAAGGGUGAGACCGAGAAGGGUAAUUUGUAUGCAUUUCUAAAACGAGAAUGAAAAUCAUGCCAAUGGUGGCCUCCAUUAUGAAAGAGGUGUAAAGUUAGUAAAAGAAUCAGAUAACGAACGAGGGAGUCGUGGAGUUCCAUCUUUUUCGAGGAAUCAAGAAUAUGUUUUGUAGGUUGUUUCUUGCGUGAAAUCCUAAAUAGCGAGGAGACUGUGAUCGUAGGAGCUUUUUGAGUUUUGUUUUUAACAGACAGGAUACUCUCACAAUGUAGCUCUCCAGCAGGGCCUCUUAGUAGGUAGCAGUGACCUGUCAAUGCCUCUAAAUGGGUCAAGGUGACCUGUAGAGGGUUGGCAUGCGAUCUAAAAGAAGUAGGAAUACUUCUUGUCGCUUUAUGCUGCAGAAAGGGAAGAAUCUCUGGUAGUCGGCGGCAGGAACAUUUGGGUCACUUCUUAAUCUAUUCAUAUAUUUUCUCUAUUUUCAGAAUACACCGUUACUUGAUGAGGAGAUCUCGGAACAUCUCCGAUUGGAGCUUAAAGGGACGCCAUCUGCAUCUUUGCCGGAAGAUUUGAUUAACUUCCCGCAUUCUGCGGAAGUUUUUGAAUUGUGUUUUGAUAGCAAUCUGCGUGUGACUCUUCAAAAAGUUUGGAAACCUUUAGAACUUGUACUGGUUCUUUACUUUACCAAUCAGAAUCAAGCAAACGUCCCGAUCCAUAACGUCAGCAGUGUGUUACAACCGCCCUCGAAUCUAAUUGGAUCGUUUGAUUCUUCGUCAAAUAGCAAUCUUCAUGAUGAAAGCAUCGGACCUCUAGAAUGGGUAAUACUUUUAUUAUCGUGUUUAAUUGAUAAUAAAUGUUAGUUUUUUUCUUACUUUUUCGUUGUUUACUAAUUUAAAAGAUGAAGAAAACAACUUUGAUAAUAUUCGAUUUAUUUUUUGAGGUAAAAAUUAGUCUUGCAGUCUCUUAAGACAAGAAAGAGCGGUUCGAGCUUUCUUAACCAUUGGAGCCCCCGACUUCUAGUGUCAUUCCUGAGUUUUCCAUUACAGAGUCAAAAACCAACAGUUUCUAAAGAGUUAUCCACAAGUAUGCUGUAAACUGAAAGUCAGGUGAUGAUGUUAAUGCUUUUAUAUUUUAUUGUUAGGUAAGGCACCGAGUUGUUUUGAAAUAUAAGUCUCCAGCGCUGCACAUGAACUUUGGUGGUAAGAUCUCUUACAAAGAUCCUAACAAAACAUUGAAACAUUUGUUCUUUAAUCACACUUUGAGCAUAAGUGAUAUUUUGCGGCCGCUUGUAAUAACCACAGAGGAGUACGGAGAAAAAUGGGCUGAAGCUUCGUUUGAAAAGAAACAGAAAAUUCCGAGCUCUUUGAAAACUUGCCAAGAAUUCGCAGAAAGAGUGAGAGAUGUGCUGAGAUUUCACCAGGUGGAUUUAAUAGGUGAGAAGUCUUUUCUGUGUUGCAGCUGACUUGUGGCUAAUUUUAAGCAAAACUUAUCGAACGUUUUAGCGAUGAUUUAAAAGGACUUAAAGAAGUUAACACAGCCCCAAGUUGUUAUGGGUAUGGUUGCUUAUCGUUGCUCUCGGGAAGCUCGCGUUUUGGGUCCAAUGUAAUGAGAACCCAUGAUUCCUUCCCCUCUAUCGUGUUAAAGAAACCAGAACGUUAAUCAAGUUAUGGUAAACAAUUAUUAGUUGGUCUUGUUUGAAGAGGUGUGAUAACUGUCUCCGAAGGUUUAUGUUUGUGCGAGGCAAAACUAAAGGUUGCAAAAUAGUUGACAGAAAAAAAAAAGGGAACAAACAUAAAUUUCGAUAAAAACAAACAUUACUUUACACAUUCCGUCAUUCUUUUCUAGGCACGAAAACAAUAUUUGCUGGUACCGUGAUGGAGUGUGGGAUAUGCUUGAUGCACGUCAGCUUUGGUGGAACCGAGUUUGAUAUGUCAAUCAAGUCCAAUAACAGACUGUUAAACGACGCGGUGAUGAAACAAUGUGUGACUGUCUUAAGAUGACAUGAGAAUGAAAGCCACUGCAGCUCUUAAUUUUGGCCUUGAUUUUUUGAGGCAAACGAGGCUUGAACCUGACUCCUUUGACUCCUCUGCUUCCUGUACUUUUUAACGAUAAUUUGGUCAGAGAUUGCUUUGAUGAACUGGAAACGUCGAGUGGAUUAUUCGCUACGUGACAUCAUAACUCAUGUAGAUAUCAUGUUUUUGACAUCUAUUUUUUGCCCUGAUGUCUCGGAACUGCUUCUUUUGAUUCUAACAAACUGAGAAUUUAAAGAUUUUAAAAGAGGAUUAUAAUUGUAAUAUCUACGUUAUUCAAAUUCUAUCAAAAAAAUUAAAAUAUGAAAAAUUUCUUACAAAUGAACUCAAAAAGCAUGGAUUUAAUAUACUGGAAAAAGCUUUGAGUCCUUGAAAAUAUCUCGGCAAAACUUUGUGACUCUUUUUAAAGCUUUCAGCAGGUACGCCUGGAAGAAUGAAUACAACACGCCUUUUUAAAGACUUGUUCAUAAUUAUUUUUGUUCCUCUCUGUUCAAUGUGUAUGUCAGUAAGGCGGAAAUUUCACGAUAAGACGAGAAUCUGAUAUUCUUCAGUCUACGAAACGUUAAAAAUAUGUCCUAACGAUAUGCAUGAGGUUUUUCCGUCAUUACUUUUCUUAUCUUCACAAAUCACCUUCGAUACCUGAGAUUACAGGCGUUUUUUUUUUCUAGCC
Pocillopora meandrina is the source of this 15114-nucleotide messenger RNA. NCBI's taxonomy places the organism in Eukaryota, Metazoa, Cnidaria, Anthozoa, Scleractinia, Pocilloporidae. The record is from the annotation of a GenBank genome assembly.